AUGUGGAGUCUCGGUUGCAUCCUGGCGGAAAUGUACUCUGGCGUACCAAUAUUCCCCGGUGAAGAUGAAAUAGAUCAGCUCUACAGCAUUAUGGAGGUUCUAGGACAUGUACCACAUAAUCACAUUGAUGCGUCUCGGUACAAGCAGACGUAUGUAGACGACCAAGGCAGAGUCAACACUCGGUUGCAUUAUGGGAAGAACAGACGACCGCGUGCCGUGGGUGUGAAGACACUGAAGAAUAUGCUGUUUGGGGCCGAUACCCAGUUUAUCGAUUUUGUUGAGAGAUGUCUCCAAUAUUCGGACACUCGAUGGACCGCAGAACAUGCCCUCAGACACCCAUGGCUGCAGGAGGAACUAUCUAAAAGCGGGCGCCGAUCAUCAGGCCCUCAACGACCCACCCGUCCAAUACGCCGCCGACCAAGCGGCCCGUACAUCCAGCCAAAUACAAGCAACGCUCACGACGUAACCAUAAGCGUACAGACGACAGGCAUAGAUAGUUACGCGCACACAAUUGACCAUGAUUAUCUGUGUACGUACGACAACUCUAGCUCGACUGGAUUGAAACAGAUUAUACUCAAAGGCCCUGAGACAGCGCCCCUGUCCGUUGUGUGCGCAGAUGGUAGACAAUAACAUCCUCUAUUGGUACCCACUGCUGGUGUUUGUAUGUACUGGUUGUUAAAACACACAUGUAUGCACUGAUGGUAGACAACGGCAUAGGUUAUACCACUUUGCCAGUGAAUCCAUACAACGUAGGACAAAAAUCAUAUGUGCUUGAUUCCUGACACCCAAUAGUCAGACACAAGCACACACUCGGUGAACGGAUCGUGUGUAGAAAUUGUGACCGGUUGUACUGGCAAUUCGUCACACGCGCACGCUCGAGUAAAUAUUCGCUAGAAAAGCAAAUCUUAAUUAAAUUUAAAAAAAGGGCAGUUUUUGUUAUAACUGCACUUUGAGU
Messenger RNA from Sphaeroforma arctica JP610, 955 nucleotides. RefSeq lists its product as hypothetical. The record is from RefSeq and is a predicted model, not a curated record. The transcript is spliced from 4 exons. Gene Ontology annotation, molecular function: ATP binding; protein serine/threonine kinase activity. NCBI's taxonomy places the organism in Eukaryota, Ichthyosporea, Ichthyophonida. Gene Ontology annotation, biological process: peptidyl-serine phosphorylation; peptidyl-threonine phosphorylation. The coding region runs from base 1 to 630 and encodes 209 amino acids.